Cottoperca gobio is the source of this 3286-nucleotide messenger RNA. RefSeq names its product cyclin Y-like 1 (gene ccnyl1). Lineage: Eukaryota; Metazoa; Chordata; Actinopteri; Perciformes; Bovichtidae. Gene Ontology annotation, biological process: regulation of cyclin-dependent protein serine/threonine kinase activity. Gene Ontology annotation, molecular function: protein kinase binding. The record is from RefSeq and is a predicted model, not a curated record. The coding region runs from base 823 to 1872 and encodes 349 amino acids. The transcript is spliced from 10 exons.
UUAUGUGAGCUCCGGCAACAGAUGGCGGUGGCGGCGGGUAGUACAGCCAGCUCAAAUCUGACACGGCGUAAGCUCUGAUGGGGGAGUCCAAUGAGGAACUGGAACAAGGCUAUGUCAGUCUGAACUCAUUGAGAAUUUCUUUCAAUUUUACAGUCUUGGUUGGAUUUUUCUCUUUUUACUUUCAUUUUUCACCGGAGGCCGCAGAAGCCUCGGGCUGGAUUUGGCUACACACCAAUCAGAGUGUAAGAAGACAUCUGCGGGAUUGUUUGGAAAGUCUCGUAAAAUGUAUUUGCCAGAAAUAGGCGUUUUGAAGUUGUAACAUGUUUAUCUUGUACAGUCAAUAGUAUUUACACGAUAGCACAACUUGUAAUUAAUGUGGUGUACUAAAAAAAAGUUAAGGAGACAAGCUAACUAGUAAGCUAGCUUGCUAUAAUGCUACUUAGCUAGCUAACGUUACCUAGCAGCGACACUCUAGCAUGUUGAAUGAAUGAAUUGGCGACUCCCUGCAUUUAACUAACAACUGCUUGUUUUUAUUACAAGAACACGUUGACUAUUACAUGAGACGACAUAAAUUUCCACAUUAGGGUGAUCCUGUAAGGCUACCUCUUUGACUGUUACACUACAUACCCUCAAUUGGACAGGAAUGCAAUUCCAGGGAGUUGGCGGACAGCGGCGAUUUAGCACGCAAAGAUAGUGUUGUCCUAAUACUGACAAAAGCCUGGUAAUGUUUAUGAAGCUGGGGGGAGCUAAUUUUAGCUAGCUACAAAUAUUUGCACUACUUGGACUUGGCUGCAAUAGUGUGAAGCUUACGCCCGGCUUGGAAUGGGGAAUACGGUGUCAUGCUGCGUCUCUCCGGAAUCAAGCCCCAAACUACCCUCGAGACAACCGGCAGAGCGGCUGGAGGAGGUCCAGACCAGCACCGAAGUGAGCGAAGAUAACACCGUGCCCUACCUGCAGCAUAUAAGCGACAGAGAGGUGCCUGAUGAACUGGCCUUGGAGUCUAACCCUUCUGACCACGCUCGAGCAAGCACCAUCUUCCUUUGCAAGUCCCAGACAGACGCUUCCUUUACAGUACGAGACAAGAGGAAAAGCAACCACAUAAAUCAUAUCAGUCAUGUAUCUCCUGGUCCACUGUCAAAGAAAUACAGCUCCUGUUCAACAAUCUUCAUAGAUGACAACACCGUCAGCCAGCCAAACCUCAAAAGCACAAUCAAAUGUGUCACAUUAGCAAUAUACUACCAUAUCAAAAACAGGGACUCGAGCAGGUCGCUGGACAUCUUUGAUGAGAAGUUGCACCCCUUAUCAAAAGAGCCAUUGCCAGAUGACUACUCCCAUGUCAACCCUGAACACAAAGUGAUCUACCGCUUUGUCAGAACGCUCUUCAGCGCUGCACAGCUCACUGCAGAAUGUGCCAUUGUCACUCUAGUGUACGCGGAACGCCUGCUGACCUACGCUGAGCUCGAUAUCUGCCCUGCCAACUGGAAGCACAUCGUCCUGGGAGCCAUCCUGUUGGCUUCUAAAGUCUGGGAUGACCAGGCUGUGUGGAACGUCGACUACUGCCAGAUCCUUAAAGACAUCACAGUGGAGGACAUGAAUGAGAUGGAGCGCCACUUCCUGGAACUUCUCCAGUUUAAUAUCAACGUGCCGGCCAGUGUCUAUGCCAAGUACUACUUUGAUCUGCGGCAGCUGGCUGAUGACAACAACCUCAACUUCCCUCUGGAGCCUCUCGACAACCAACGCGCCAAGAAACUAGAGGCCAUUUCAAGACUAUGUGAGGACAAGUACAAGGACCUGAGUCGAGCAGCGAUGAGACGAUCAAUCAGUGCAGACAACCUGAUAGGUAUACGACACUCCAACGCUGUGCUGUCAUAGGCCAGACUGCUUGCCCUCUGAUUUCCAAAGCCCAGCUAACCCACAGCCAGACCCGGACAGACGUUACCACCUCACACGUUCAACACAUGCAGGAUUCAGGCUUGAAAUGUUACUGCACGACCUCCCAAAACAGUAAAUUGCGUUACGGCUUUGAAGCUGCGUGAUUGCAAAAUUACACUUGAGGUGUUAACCUAAAACUUCACCACACAACUGUUGUGUUUACAAAUCCCUUAUUUAUUUCUUACUUGUUCUUUAUUUCAAGUGUUAAGUAGGACUGCUCUGCCGCAGUUACCUCUGAGGGGUAGUCAUGAAAAAAAUGUUUCCAAAAAUAUUUGAAAUAUUCCAUACAGCCUGGUGUUCUUCUAUAUUUUAGUCGUCGUCACCUAAUCCCAUGAGAAGACACAACCCAACUAUUUGUUCGUCUGUCUCUCUGUACUGAGAGGAACAACCUUAAAAACAAGGUUUUGACAACAAGAAGGGAAAUCAAUGUUUUAUUAUGAACAGAUCAUUUAAUUUCAAUGUUCCACGAAACUGUUUGUGUGCUGUCAAUUAUAGUGCUUAGAAAGAAAGAAAAUCGAAAUCAGCAGAUCAGCAGAUCAGAAUUUAAAAUAAUCAGAAAUCAGAAUCGGCCAAGAAAAUUGCCAUCGGUGCAACAACGGAGCUCUGACCUCGAGGAAUAAGACAUCAGGCUCUCCAUACUUGUUAGUAGGAGCCGUUCAUUGUUGGUUUUUGUCUUUCCGUGGGAUUUGUUGACAAUAUGAAAGUGUAUAAUAUCAUGAGACAUAUCUUUUAAAAUGUGCAUCAGAUCAAAUACAAAGCUGUUCCUUUUUGAGGGUGUAACAAAAAGAUGUGUUUGCUGUUAAUCCAGUGGUGAUUCUAUAUCUGUAAAUGAUCUACACGUAUGAAUUUGGAUGGAGCGCACAGCAUGUCAAAGUAGUGAACUAUAUAUAUUCCACAGGAUUUGGCUGAAGUAAGCCGGCCUUCAGUCAGCUGUCAGUGCCAAUCUGGGGUCAGUUUCACUUCAGGCGUUCAUAAAGGAGCGAUUUUACAGAUUCUCAAUCAGUAUCGCUACGGCGUGUCUCGACGGCGCAGUUAGGUCGACAUAUUGACAAAAUCAAGGUUUGGUUCACAUUGUCCACCCUCAAUAUUGUGCCCCUCAAAUCCCGACAUCCUGACCCCGCCUCACAGAGCCCUCAACAGAUAACCAACCCUGUGCUUGUCCCAGGCCCCCGACCAGAGCUUUCAAACAAACCACAUAGAUAUUGAGGAGGGGGGGAAGAGACUGAUGAAUACUCUCCUCCUUUUUGCUUACUAUGUAGGCUAUUUAGCUGUGAAACUUGUCUUGUUUUUAAUUGAAAAAUAAACAUUUGCAGAUGGAGUAUUUUAAAUAAACACUAAUCAUGUAACAAAGAAA